Messenger RNA from Oncorhynchus mykiss (rainbow trout), 4096 nucleotides. Its product is annotated as sestrin-3. Gene Ontology annotation, molecular function: oxidoreductase activity, acting on peroxide as acceptor; L-leucine binding. The record is from RefSeq and is a predicted model, not a curated record. Lineage: Eukaryota; Metazoa; Chordata; Actinopteri; Salmoniformes; Salmonidae. Gene Ontology annotation, cellular component: nucleus. Gene Ontology annotation, biological process: regulation of response to reactive oxygen species; positive regulation of macroautophagy; cellular response to leucine starvation.
CACUGUUACUGGAGCAGUUGGCAAUGUACUGCAAGUUUUUUUUUUUUUACCUCUAGCUAAAUGCCCAGACAUGUAGCUUGAUUUUUUGUAGCGGAUCCGCAUUGUUAACUGGGUAGGUGAACAUCAAGAGAGAUAGAGCCGUAUCCAUGCACUAACUUGUUGGAAAAUGAUCAUCUGUACGAAAAAAAUGGAUUACCCCCUCGGAACCCAAUGUCAGCGCGUCCAGAACCAGGUGAUGAAGGUGAACGCCGAGAAGGAGCGGGCGUCGCUGCGGUGCAUGAAGGCUCUGGCCAGCAGGGGGUGUGUGGACGCCGUGUCCCAGCAAAUGGCCUCUCACCCCCAGUACCUGGAGAGCUUCCUCCGUACCCAGCACUACAUCCUCCACAUGGACGGCCCCCUGCCCCUGCAGUACCGCCACUACAUCGCCAUCAUGGCUGCAGCACGGCAUCACUGUGGCUAUCUGGUGUCUCUGCACUCUGCCCAUUUCCUCAGGGUGGGGGGCGACCCGCUGUGGCUACAGGGGCUGGAGGCCGUCCCUCCUCGCCUACAACACCUUGACCAACUCAAUAAGGUUCUUGCCCACCAACCCUGGCUCACCGCCCACUCACACAUACAGGCGUUGCUGAAGACAGGAGAGCAGUGCUGGUCUCUGGCUGAGCUGGUUCAGGCUGUAGUGCUCCUGGCCCACUGCCACUCCCUCUGUAGCUUUGUUUUUGGCUCGGGCACUGACACCGACCCCGUCCCCCUUCCCAGAGCCCCCAACGGCACCCCCCCGGGCUACUGCCUCUGUGACGCUGCCAACGGCAACGUUAGCGUGCCGCAGCCUCUCACCUCACCCUCAGAACACACAACACGACGACGGUCUCUGGACUCCAGUUGUGAGAUGGUGUGUUUGAAAGAGAGGAUCCAGAAAUCCCAGGAGGAGAAAGAGAGGAGGGGGGAGCAUCUUUUACACACCCAGACACUGCAGCACACAGAUGUGGAAGAUGAGGAGGAGAUGACCUACUCUGCAGACCCCUCUCGUUUCAUAACAGACCCUGAGUUUGGCUACCAGGAGUUUGCCCGUAGAGAGGAAGACCACUUCCAAGUGUUCCGGGUGCAGGACUACUCCUGGGAGGACCACGGCUUCUCCCUGGUCAACCGGCUGUACUCGGACAUCGGGCACCUGCUGGACGACCGUUUCCGCAGCGUCACGGCCCUCCCCUCGUCCCACGGGCCUGACCUGAAGAGAGCCACCUGGAACUACAUCCAUUGCAUGUUGGGGAUUAGGUACGACGAUUAUGACUAUGGGGAGGUAAACCAGUUGCUGGAGAAGGAGCUGAAGCUUUAUAUCAAGUCUGUGGCCUGCUACCCUGAUGCCACCAAGACCCCGCUGUGUCCCCUGCCCUGGGCACCACUCAAACCUUCUGAGAGGAUCCAUGUGAACUUGCUUAUAAUGGAGGCUCGGUUACAGGCUGAGCUUCUGUAUGCUCUGAGAGCCAUCACCCAGUAUAUGAUAGCUUAGGUCAGUUGGUGAGAGGGAGAGGCACAAAGUUACAAUCGCCAACAGUACAGAAAGACCCAGUUAGGAGGCCUCAGGGUUGGGAACCUCUUUACAGCAGGCAGGGAUAUGGGGAAGAGACUGGCAAUUAUGAGGGAGAAAGAGCAGCAUGCAAUGCAGCCAUAUCCUGCAAAUGUGCGACUCUGUCCUAUUUCGCAGUUAAAAACUAGGGAAAUAUAUAUAAUGCAAUCCUUUAAGCUCUAUUUGCGUGAUAUGCACACUGCAGUGGAAAGCUCUUUGCCAAAGUCGACACAAUCCCUCUCUUCCCCUCUCUCUGCCUUCUCAUUUUCCAGUCUGCGAGGUUGGUCUGUCCACUUCAUUCGAUGUAUUUUCCUCUUAUCAAACAUAUCUGCUCUUGAUGGUUAAUGUGCAAUUAUAUUACUAUUAUAAUAGAUAUUCAUUAUUUUCAUUUUUAGUAAUGUAUUGUUUAGCUAUGUCUCGAUUCUGAUGACUGUGAUGAUGAAAGCAGAUGGUUGGUUCUGCAGUGUAGCAAGGAGAUGUGUACCCAUGGCCAACACAAUACCCUCUUUCUUGGUUUGGGAUUAUUUUUGUCUUUUCAACAUUGCAUUUGUUCAAAACCAAUUGUUUAUCCUUUUUUUAUUGGAUUGAGUGAAUGUUUUGGUGAGAUAUUGCCAUAGUUUGUCUUGUUACAGUCCUUGUUGGUGUAGGUAGGUGGUAAAGGUGAUGGACAAUUGUUCAUCGUAGCUCCCUUAACGUUUCACAUUUUUACUGAAGGUUCAAGAACAAAACCCAAACACUGCAAGAUGAUAUCAAACAACUAUAGUUCCUUUUUUUAAAAGCACUUUUUAGAUAUAUAGAUAUAUAUUGUAGGUAGCGCAGAGAUGGAGAUCCAUGUUGGUCUGUCUUUUCUUUCCACUGUAUGGUGUCUAAUAGAAAUUAUACACUGGGCGGUUCGAGCCCUAAAAUGCUGAUUGGCUGACAGCCGUGGUAUAUCAGGCCAUCUACCACAGGUAUGACAAUACAUUUAUUUUCACUGCUCUGAUCACCUUGGUAACCAGCUUAUAAUAGCAAUAACAACAGCCCUUAGCCAUGGUAUAUUGGCCAUAUACCACAUCCCCUUGGGCCUCAUUGCUUAAUGAUCCUGAGGCUGCUUCUUGGGUCCCUCUGUGUUCCGAUCAGCUGAUCUCCACUCCUAGUGACCCUGUAACCCUAGUCGUCUUGUGUAUGUGGAGUAGUGCAGGGUCUCACAUGGUCCUGACAGGCCGUGGCCCCAGAUCUGAAGGAGAUCAGAACUCACUUCAGUAUCUUCGAUAAAUCUGCAAUCACUACGGUUAUUUAAAAAAUAUAUUUUAACUUUAAGAAACGCAAAGAGUUGGCCAAAGUAAUGUUUUGUAGAGUGAAAAAUAAGCUCAGCCAUAUGAAUGUCAAUUUUUAUAUUGAUGUGCUCUGGCAUAGAUCAAAUGAAGGAAUCUCCAUUUCAAAGAACCAUCCCUAAAACUGCAUUGAUGCAUUUAAGUGGUUGUUGAAGGUCUGUAGAACUCUGAACUGGAAUAUUGCAACAUAAAAGUCCCUGCAAGUGACCUGCAUUGAGUUUGAAUUGAUGUUAAGCAUACUCUACUAUGCUACAGAAGAUGUAGACUAAGGAUAAAAUGUCAUCAAUGGUCUGUGUACGAUCUUAUGCAUGUGAAAAGUAGGUCUGUCUUUUUCAAUUAUUUAUUUGGCAAGCUUUAUGACCUAAAAGAAAAAUGCUGAUUCAUGGUACAAUUUGCAGAACAGCGUGGGUAGGUACUGCAAACUAGAUUUUUAAAAUGCAAUUAUAUCAUUUUUUUUGUUUUACACUUUUUUUUGUCAACUUUGCAUUACAGUACUAUAAUUGUUGAGUUCUUGAUGUUGCUUCUGGGUUCGCUGCUAUAUCCUGCCUGUUGCGCUGCAUCCUGAAUAUUUUAGAGGCAGCAGGGUGGAAGACCCUUUUCAAUAGGCUCGACCGUUUUGAAACGACAGGAGAGAAGAAGAAGAAAAUGCAUAUCAACAGAAGUGCUUUUUAGUGCAGGUGCCUUUAGGCCAAACUGGACUGGUGCUUGAGUGGGCAGACAUGACUACUCUGGGCUAAGUGAGGGCCUUGCUAGAGCAGACUGCCCCGAUGGCUCCUCAGGAACUGUGGAACUGUUCUGUGGCCCAUAUAGAACGGCCAGUGCCAUAACCACUGGACACAAGUAUGCACAGUGGCUCGUCUGCUACCCACCUUUUUGCGGGAAAAUGCAUUGAAAUGAGUUGACGUAGAUGUACUGUAGCGCAAAAGAGCACUACAGUCCUCAUUGGCUGCUCGUCAACACCUCUAUGACAUCGUUAUGGCUCCAAAUGCAGGAGCGAAAGAGUCUGUUCCUGUCUGAAGCUUCCGACCACCAGGCCAAGGAACCAAAACGAUAAGAGCCACUGACACAGAGAUGGAUGUUACAGUUGUUCAAUAUUUACCACGUAAAUGAAUGGACAAUAAAAUAAACAAAAAAAAAGUGAAACAUAAGUUAAAAAAACAAAAAAAACUGUUUUUGGAAAUGUGAAGACUUAUUUUUUCUAUAAAGAUGUUCUAUCAAGCGA